GUGUUGCUCUUUCUCUACAUCUUGUCGGGAGGUGAAAGUACUGAAAUCCCACCUUACAUGAUGAAGUGUCCCAGCCACGGCUUAUGUAGCCGACUUCCAGCCGACUGUAUAGAAUGCAAGACAAAUUUCUCCUGUGUGUAUGGAAAGCCUGUCACCUUUGACUGCACUGUCAAGCCUUCUGUUACCUGUAUUGAUGAAGACUCCAAACCCCAAAAGAACUUCGUCAUCAACAUGACUUGCAGGUUUUGCUGGCAGCUUCCAGAAAUAGAUUAUGAGUGUUUCAACUCCACUAGCUGCAUGACGGUGUCCUGUCCUCGGCAGCGUUAUCCUGCCAACUGUACAGUGCGUGACCACGUUCACUGUCUAGGUAACCGUACUUUUAAAAAAAUGCUGUAUUGCAAUUGGACUGGAGGUUAUAAAUGGUCCACUGCUUUGGCUCUAAGCAUCACCCUCGGUGGGUUUGGAGCUGACCGUUUCUACCUCGGCCAGUGGCGGGAGGGCCUCGGCAAGCUCUUCAGCUUUGGUGGCCUGGGAAUAUGGACGCUAAUAGAUGUCUUGCUAAUUGGAGUUGGCUACGUCGGACCAGCAGAUGGUUCUUUGUACAUUUAAUUGUUAUGCGUUUCAGAAAGGAGCAGCUUAGAAAGCCCCCUUGCCUGUAAAAAGUAAUAUG
This is a messenger RNA of Elephantulus edwardii (Cape elephant shrew), 670 nucleotides long. RefSeq names its product TM2 domain containing 3 (gene TM2D3). The transcript is spliced from 5 exons. Bases 58 to 609 code for a protein of 183 amino acids. Lineage: Eukaryota; Metazoa; Chordata; Mammalia; Macroscelidea; Macroscelididae. The record is from RefSeq and is a predicted model, not a curated record.